AUGGAGGCCGAGGCGAAAUUGGUGUACGACCCCGAGGAGCUUCCUCUGGGUUCCCCGGCCGCCUUUGACGAUCUGGACGGCAAUGCCUGGACGCCGAUGAACCGCCACGCUUGUACCUUUGAACCCCACCACUUCGAGAAGGUCAUGGUGAACCUGGUCAACAAUCCCAACCUCAACUCCAAGUGGCUGUUCCGUGCGGAUAUUCUAUAUGACGACCGUCAAGAUGAGUCUGAUGCCCAGAAUCCCCAGGAUGUCAAGGAUGCCCAGGCGUCGUCUCCCUCCCAGCUUCCCCAGACGCGGAAUAUCCGUGACUUCACCCGCCAACGGACCAUGGUGCGCAAGUUGAUUCCUCGCAACACCAUGCGCGAUGCACCCCUGGACCAGACAUGUUCCUUUUACACCUCAUCUCGCCCCGCUGAAGGCGAAGCGGCCGUGACGAAAACCCUCGUCAUUUACACUCCCCAUGCCGAUGCCGCCGCCGACCUCCCCUUUUACCACCCCAAAGUCAGGGGAAUAGCCCAGCUGCACGAAUGGGAUCCGGCUGCAAACCAGGGCACCAUCUCGGUUCAUUUUCUAAUGUUCCAGGAUGACGAGGUUGACAAGGUCAAGCUGGGGAGGAUUGCCUAUCACCUGCUCCAGAUCUUGCACAAGCACGGCCAAACCACUGCCGCUGGCUAUGUCAAGAGGGUCAACCACGACGUCAUCGUACCCCAGCAGAGAUUCCAGAACCGAUAUUCCGAUCUCAAGAACAAGUAUGCGAGGACGCUUGUUGAGUCCUGGGCCGAGACCACCGAUCCGUCCAAACACGUAUUUGAAGACCUGGGUAUCGCUGCCUUCCUCAUAGAACUAUGGGCAGACAUGUACAAGGACGCCGAGUUCCCUGGCUUCGUUGAUAUCGGUUGCGGAAACGGGUUGUUAGUCCAUGUCCUGCAGUUGGAAGGUUAUGCCGGUUGGGGGUUUGAUGCUCGGGCACGCAAGUCGUGGGCCCAGUACAAGUCCUCAUCUUCCUCCUCCCCCUCUACGGAUUCCCUCCAAAAACUCCUUCUCUUACCCAGCGUCGUUCCGAGGGGGACACCUAGCGAAGAUGAGAAACCGAUCAACGAGGAGGAUAUUCACAAUGGCAUCUUCCCCAAGGGAACCUUCAUCAUCUCCAACCACGCUGAUGAACUAACCCCAUGGACCCCGAUUCUCGCUGCCAUCUCGGACUGCCCCUUUAUCUCAAUACCCUGCUGCAGCCACAACCUCACCGGCGAUAAGUAUCGCGCCCCCGCUCCUCGGGACAAGACCAAGGGCAAGUCGACGUUUGCGUCGCUCGUUGACUGGGUCACACGGAUCGCAGAGGACUGUGGCUGGGAAAUCGAGACGGAGAUGCUGAGGAUUCCAAGCACGAGAAAUAUUGGGCUCGUCGGGCGGAGGCGGACUAACGGGGACAAUGAGAUUGACAUCCCAGCUAUUUUGCAAAAGUACGGAGGUGUCGAGGGUUAUUAUGCCAACGUUGUCAAGCUGCUCAAGUCGGCUCCGAGAGGCCACUAA
Ilyonectria robusta is the source of this 1533-nucleotide messenger RNA. RefSeq lists its product as uncharacterized. The record is from RefSeq and is a predicted model, not a curated record. NCBI's taxonomy places the organism in Eukaryota, Fungi, Ascomycota, Sordariomycetes, Hypocreales, Nectriaceae. Gene Ontology annotation, molecular function: tRNA (uridine) methyltransferase activity. The transcript has a single exon. Bases 1 to 1533 code for a protein of 510 amino acids. Gene Ontology annotation, biological process: tRNA methylation.